Molecule: messenger RNA, 3340 nt
Organism: Episyrphus balteatus (marmalade hoverfly)
Lineage: Eukaryota; Metazoa; Arthropoda; Insecta; Diptera; Syrphidae
Product: kinesin-like protein Klp10A
Exons: 11
Coding region: 561-2894 (777 amino acids)
Biological process (GO): microtubule-based movement
Molecular function (GO): microtubule motor activity; microtubule binding; ATP binding
Source: RefSeq, a predicted model, not a curated record
AUUUUCGUCCGGGUGAAAUUGAAAUUAACGUUUUAAUUCAAGCUGUGAGAAAUAUAAUUUUUGUUCGAAACAAAUUUAUUCAGAAUUUCUUUUAAACUAUAUUUGGUUAUUUAGUAUUUAUAUUGUUGAAUUGAAGAAACAUAAAUAUAAAAAAAAGAAACUAUUGCAAACAAUUCUGGGUGAAUUUUUCUCAUAGUUACUGUCGUCGACUGAGUCAAUAUAUAAAAAAAAAAAAAAAUUGCAAAUCAAUUUUUAUCUGCUUCCCUUCUUUCUCUCGGUGUGUCCUCCCCACGAUCGAAACUUUAUAACCCACUCAUACAACAAAUAUACACGGCAGCAAAUUUGUUGAAAAAAAAGAAAGAAAAAAAAAAAAAAGAAAAAGAUUGCCAAGCUAAGCUGAGGCAAAGCCCACACAAAAUAAUAAGAAAUAUCAAAGAAACUUGGAAACGAACACCAGGCGCUGUAGCAACAAGCAGCAGCUCAAAGUCGUCGUCAGCUCAGAGCUAAGAACAAGGAGAGAAGCUCUUUUGGCAACAACAACAACAACAACAAUAGCAAAAAUGGAUCUAAUCGAAGUUGGGCAAAGUGUUAAAAUCAAGAGAACUGACGGCCGAGUACAUCCAGCAGUGGUAUCGAAAAUAAAUGAAGCAUCUAGAUCAUUUACUGUUGAAUGGUAUGAACGAGGCGAAACUAAAGGCAAAGAAGUCGAAUUGGAUGCCAUAUUACAAUUGAAUGAGGAUAUUGUACAAGAGCGACAUGCUCCACCCGAACCAAAGAUUCCAGCAACAUUACCAGCACCAACACCAAUACAACAAGUUUCAGCGCCAAUGAAUUUAUCGAGAGAGCCAUCGCAUUCUUCGAUCGAAGAGGAAGACGAAGAGGACGAUGAAGAGCUUGAGGAUAACGAUGGAGUCGAUCAGAUGCGCACCAGCAUUGGAGGUACCAGCCAGUCAGGUGGAACUGGAGGCAGUGGCGGCAGCGGAGGGGGUACUUUGCCCAUUCGGCAAAGUAAUUCUAGGCUCACAUCGAAUGCAACACAUGGGGCAAUUCGGAUGUUGAAUAAUGUUCAAAAUGGACACCGCACAAAUCGGGCAACAUUAUCUCAAAGUGCUAUCAACACCAACGGCCAGAGUGAGCACGCUGAGAAUAUUCCUCCACCAUCGGGUAUCGCAAGGUCACGGACAACUAAUAAUACGAGAAACAUGACGACAACGACUGCCAGUUCGUCGGUGGCGAACAAUAAUGCCGGUCCACGGCGAUCCUAUGUGGUCAAGGAAGUCGAACGUUUAAAAGAAAACCGUGAAAAACGUCGAGCUCGACAAGCUGAAUUGAAAGAAGAAAAAACUGCAUUGAUGAAUUUAGAUCCGGGUAAUCCGAACUGGGAAACUGCUGCUAUGAUACGUGAAUAUCAAAACAAUUUAGAUUUCCGACCAUUAACUGAUGGUCAAAUGAUUGAAGACCAUCAAAUUACUGUGUGUGUUAGAAAGCGUCCUCUAAGCCGGAAGGAAAAUAUGCGAAAAGAAAUCGAUGUGAUAUCAGUGCCUUGCAAGGACACACUUAUUGUACACGAACCUAAAAACAAGGUCGAUUUGACCAAGUUCCUGGAGAAUCAUAAAUUUCGUUUUGAUUUUGCCUUUGAUGAUCAGUGUAACAAUGAAAUGGUCUAUAAAUAUACAGCAAAACCAUUAGUUAAAACGAUUUUUGAUGGUGGAAUGGCUACAUGUUUUGCUUAUGGCCAAACUGGUUCGGGUAAAACUCACACCAUGGGUGGUGAAUUUAAUGGAAAAAUACAAGACUGUAAAAAUGGUAUUUAUGCAAUGGCGGCUAAAGAUGUAUUUGCCUAUUUGAAUGGGACACGCUAUCGCAGUUUGAAUUUGGUAGUGUCGGCGAGUUUUUUUGAAAUUUACAGUGGAAAGGUCUUUGAUUUGCUCUCGGAUAAACAAAAACUUCGAGUCCUUGAAGAUGGCAAACAACAAGUUCAAGUAGUCGGCCUAACUGAAAAAGUCGUCGACAGUGUCGAAGAAGUCCUGCGAUUAAUUCAACAUGGCAAUAACGCACGAACAUCCGGCCAAACAUCGGCCAAUUCAAAUUCCUCCCGAUCACAUGCAGUAUUUCAAAUUGUCCUCCGACCGCCAGGCUCAACUAAAAUUCAUGGUAAAUUUUCAUUCAUCGAUUUGGCUGGCAAUGAACGAGGAGCCGACACCUCAUCGGCGAAUCGACAAACUCGUAUGGAAGGUGCUGAGAUUAAUAAAUCGCUACUUGCCCUCAAAGAAUGCAUUCGUGCUUUGGGUAAACAAAGUGCACAUUUGCCAUUCCGCGUAUCCAAAUUGACACAAGUAUUGCGUGACUCAUUUAUUGGUGAGAAGAGCAAGACCUGCAUGAUUGCCAUGAUUUCUCCAGGGUUAAGUUCAUGUGAGCAUACAUUGAAUACAUUGCGCUAUGCUGAUCGUGUUAAGGAGCUUGUUGUGAAGGAUCCAGAGCUAAGGAAUGAUGAUGACGUGGAACAGAUGAUGGAAGAUGAUGAUCAUAAAAAUGGUGAAAUCAAUGAGAAUGAAUAUGCUCAUUUGCGUUCCUUAAAUGAACAUGAUAUGUCUGAAGAAUUACUAGAUCAACAUGCCGCUAUCUCUGACCUUCAAUGCGCUGAAGAAAUCGUCGUAGAUCAACACAAAGCAAUCAAUGAAUUUUUAACACAAUUUCUACCAGAAAGUCAUAAGCUCUAUAAUCAAACUAAUUACGUGGAUUAUGAUCAAGAUACUUAUUGCAAACAGGGUGAAGAACUCUUUACACAGCUGGCUGAAAUUGCAACAAGUUGUCGAGAUUCAAUGGCUGAUUUUAGACGAAAAUUGGCAAAAGAAGAAAUGCUCUCGUGUACUAUGAAGCCAGGAAAACGCUAAAUAAAAAAUCAAACCAAAACCAGUAACAACAAACUAACAACUUUCUGCAAAUUAUUUUGGUAACACUCAAAUGAUAACUCUUUCAAAAAACAAAACAAAAAAAAAAAAAAUAUAAGAAGAAACUAACGCAUUGCUCCACCACAACCAACACCACACGCGCUCUGUCCUCGUUUGAAAACAAAAAAGAGAGAUUGUUUGAACAUAAAACAUCAUCAUCAUCUGCUACUGACCAAGUCGCUGGCCGCCUAUAUCCAAAAUAACAAUAACACACACAACCAUAAAUGAAAGAAAAGGAAAAAGAAUGGACAAGACAGCAUGCUGGACAUCCAUUUCAAAUCAAGGGAACGAUAUUGUUUUCUUUAAUUAUUUUCUUUUCUGCAUUAAUUUUAUUUCAUCACCCAUUUAUAAUUAAUUAUAAUUAAAUUCAUAUUUUUUUUAAAUAUAAA